AUGAAAAUCCGGGAUCUGAAGAAAGAACUCGAAGCCAAACAAGCAGAAUACGAAAAGGCCCGGGCUCGCCUCGAAAGCCGCCGCACGGAGGCCCGCAAUGACACAGGGAGCGUCAACCCCUCAAAUGCGGACAUGCACAAUACGCUCAUGGCCCUAAAAAAGCGUCUCGAGGACGGCACCAGCGGAGAAGUCGGGGAAUCCCCUUUCACGAAAAGGCUAGAGGACGAGACAAAGCAAAGGCACAUCAAGCAUCUCAACCUGAACUCCUUCGACAGAAUGGGGGAUCCCGAGGAGCACCUUAGCUACUUUAAUCAACUUGCCCUACACUACGAGUACCGCGACCUCACCAAAUGUCGCUUCUUCGCCGCUACCCUGAGGGGAAGCGCGCAGCGAUGGUUUAGCCGUGUUCCGGCCAGAAGCAUAGACACAUGGGUAAAUUUUAAGAUAGCUUUCCUAAACAAAUUCCGGGCCAACCAGCCACAGGAGGUACACACCUCCUACUUACAAACGAUCGGACAAAGAGAGGGGGAAUCACUACAAAGCUACAUCGACCGCUUCAAGGAAGCGGUCAACAAGAUCAUCUGCGUAAACAAAAUCGAAGCCCUAGUCCAUCUGAAAAGGGGUUUGGACCCGUAUGAGUGUGAAAAAUACGUUGUUAAACUAAUGGAGGUGCAACCCACGACCCUGGCCAAGGCAUAUGACCUAGCAUCCCAAGCAGUCACAGAGGCGGAGUCCCUCGCCGUGUUGAAACGGGCGCGGACCCCGCCCUCCAGCAAUCAGAAACACUACCCUCGUGAGCGACACGCCCCGUACCAAAAGCCCGUGGAGCAGAUACAGGUUUAA
Daucus carota subsp. sativus is the source of this 843-nucleotide messenger RNA. RefSeq lists its product as uncharacterized. The transcript has a single exon. Lineage: Eukaryota; Viridiplantae; Streptophyta; Magnoliopsida; Apiales; Apiaceae. The record is from RefSeq and is a predicted model, not a curated record. The coding region runs from base 1 to 843 and encodes 280 amino acids.